GUAACACACCGGAGAAUGUACUUCCGGUUAGGCAUUCUGGGAAUUGUAGUUCCACCACGAACGGUGGCCAAAGUUGCUUCCGCUCACUCCAGGGCCUGCUUCCUGCCAGAGCUCCUGGUGAGGCGAGAUCCUGGGCGUCCCGGGCCCUUCGUGAGCCCUCGCGCGCCCGCUGUCUCCCCUCGGCGACCGAGGCCGCGGCCCGGGGAGGAGCGGGCGGCGGGGGCCGGGUCCUCUGUCGCUGGGCUCUGCCUGGGGCGGCGCUGCCCGGGUGCCCUGGACCCUCUCAGCUGCUGCCGGAGCCCCCGGGAGAGUCCAGCUUCCCACGGAGCCCGGCGGAGGAGCUGUGAGGACCGCGGGCCGGUGCGCCGAAGCCCCCAGUGCUUGCUUGCCAGAGCCCUGCCUUGUCUCAAAGAGAAGAAGAGAACCAUGACCAAGUUACAGGAGGCAGUGACGUUCAGGGACGUGGCCGUGGUCUUCAGUGAGGAGGAGCUGGAGCUGCUGGAUGCUGCCCAGAGGAAGCUGUACCAUGACGUGAUGCUGGAGAACUUCAGGAACCUUCUGUCAGUGGGAGGCCAGACUCCAAACAAGAUGGAGACUCUUCACGUAACAUUACUAACGUGCCUUUCACUGGGACAGCCUCUAUGCUGGCAAAUGACAAGCCAUGAUGUUGACACAUUGGCCAGAACUCCAGAAGCUGUGAUAGACACUCAAGGAGAGGGUUCUCACUUCCUAGAGCAAUGCCAUGUCUCCUGCCAUGGGGGAGCAGAAGAGCCUCCCUGGGCCUCCAAGGAGAACAGCUGUUUGGAGAGUCUUAUAAGUGACCGUUCCCAAAUUUCUGAAUAUCAGGAAUUUCUGUGUGAGAUUGCUCAGAGUUCUUGGAGUAAAAUCCAUCUUAGCCAGAGACAGAACCAUCAGAAACACUGUCCACAGACUCUGGUGAAAAACAAGCCACAGCUGUUGGCUCUGGGUGUUGACAUUCUGAGUUGCAUUUCCCACCCUGAUAACAAUACACUGCAUCAAAGAGACAAAGCCCACAGCAGCGGCCACUGCAAUAACAUCAUCGUUCCUGGGUCACCCCGCAGCCAGCAUGAGGAUCACACUGAAACAAUGGCCUACCAGGGCAGCAAGGGCCAGAAAGCCAUCACUGACAGCCCCAGGCUAGAACUCCAUCCACAGGUCCCCUUAGGCAAGGAGUCCCCUGAACCUAGGACACAGGAGGACACCAGGCCUAGCUCCAGUGUCCCCAUUCAACAAAGUGCUCAUCCAGGAAAAAAGCGCUACUGGUGUCACGAGUGUGGCAAGAGAUUCAGUCAGAGCUCAAAAUUUCAGACUCACCAGAGAGUGCACACAGGGGAGAAGCCCUGUAUCUGCCCAGAGUGUGGGAAAAGCUUUAACCAGACCUCACACCUGUAUGCUCACCUGCCCAUCCACUCAGUCGAGAAGCCCUACCGUUGUGACACCUGUGGGAAAGGCUUCAGCCGCAGCUCAGAUCUCAGCAUCCAUUGUCGGGUGCACACUGGGGAGAAACCUUACAAGUGUGAGGUCUGUGGGAAGGGCUUCACGCAGUGGGCACACCUUCAGGUUCACAAGAGAAUUCACACAGGAGAGAAGCCGUAUAAAUGUGGAGAGUGUGGCAAACACUUCAGCUGUAGCUCAAACCUUCAUGCCCAUGAGAGAGUCCACACUGAGGAGAAACCCUACAAGUGUGAUGAGUGUGGGAAGUGCUUCAGCUUGAAUUACAACCUUCAAAGCCAUCAGCGGGUCCACACAGGAGAGAAGCCAUAUAAAUGUGAAGAGUGUGGAAAGGGUUUCAGUUCAGUCUCAAGCUUCCAAAACCACCAGCGGGUCCAUACAGGAGAGAAGCCAUUUCACUGCAAUGUGUGUGGAAAGGGCUUCCGUCAGAGCUCAUAUUUUCAAGAGCACCAGAGAAUUCACACUGGGGAGAAACCAUACAGAUGUGAUGUGUGUGGGAAGUGCUUCAGAAACACCUCAAUCCUUCACACCCACCAGAGAGUCCACACUGGUGUGAAGUCUUUUAUUUGUCAGGAAUGUGGGAAAGGCUACAGUCAUGCCUCAAGUCUGCAGGUUCAUCAGAGACUCCACACUGGUGAGAAGCCGUUCAAAUGCCAUGUGUGCCAGAAGCGCUUCAGUCAGGCCUCAAACCUCCAGGCCCACCAGAGGGUGCACACGGGGGAGAAGCCCUACAAAUGUAACACGUGUGGGAAAGCCUUUAGCCAGAGAUCUUAUGUCCAAAUCCAUCAGAUAAGUCACACUGGGGAGAAGCCAUUCAAGUGUGAGGAGUGUGGGAAGGAAUUCAGAUGGAGCUCGGGGCUUAGUGCUCACAGAAGGGUCCACACAGGACAGAAACCCUUCACAUGUCAGCAGUGUGGGAAAGGCUUCAGUCAGGCCUCAUAUUUCUAUCUGCACCAGAGGCUCCACACUGGGGAGAGACCCUACAUCUGCAGCAUCUGCUCUAAGGGCUUCAUUCAGAGAUCACAUCUCGUCUACCACCAGAGGGUCCACACUGCAGGGAAUCUCUAUUCUGGUGCCACCGGGGGCCGAAAUCGCUUCCGCUCGAGGGAGGCAAAGCUUUCAGCUGAGCAACUGGUGAAGCGAGAUCCGGGGGCGUCCCGGGCCCUUCGUGAGCGUUCGCGCGCCCGCUGUCUCCCCUCGGCGACCGAGGCUGCGGCCCGGGGAGGAGCGGGCGGCGGGGGCCGGGUCCUCUGUCGCUGCGCUCUGCCUGGGGCGGCGCUGCCCGGGUGCCCUGGACCCUCUCAGCUGCUGCCGGAGCCCCCGGGAGAGUCCAGCUUCCCACGGAGCCCGGCGGAGGAGCUGUCCCAGCACAGCUCUCAUGAAAGCCUUUCCUCCCCCAUCUUGCUUGCCAGAACCCUGCCUUGUCUCAAAGAGAAGAAGAGAACCAUGACGAAGUUACAGGAGACAGUGACAUUCGGGGAUGUGGCUGUGGUCUUCAGUGAGGAGGAGCUGGAGCUGCUGGAUGCUGCCCAGAGGAAGCUGUACCAUGAUGUGAUGCUGGAGAACUUCGUGAACCUUCUGUCAGUGGGAGGCCAGACUCUUCACGCUACAUUACUAAGGUGCCUUUCGCUGGGGCAGCUUCCAUGCUGGCCAAUGACAAACCAUGAUGUGAACAAACUGGCAAGAACUCCAGAAGUUGUUAUAAACACUCAAGGAAGGGGUUCUCACUUCCUGAAGCAAUACCACUCCUCCUGCCAUGGGGAAACAGAAGAGCCUCUUGGGACCUCUGAGGAUGACAGCUGUCUUGAACGUCUUACAAGUGACCUUUGCAGCAUUAUUGAAAAUCAGGAAUUUCUGUCUGGGAGAACUCAAAGUUCAUGGAGUAAAACACAUCUUACCAAAAGCCAGAACCAUCAGAAAAACUGUCCACAGGCUCCGGUGAAAAGCAGUGCAAUGCUGUUGGCUUCAGGUAUUGACAGUCUGUGUUGUAUUUCCCACCACAAUAUAGUGCAUGAAAGAGACAGAGCCCACAGCAGCGAUGACUGUGGUAAAGUAAUUUUUUCUGCAUCACCCCUCACUCAGCAUGGUAUUUACACAAAAGGGAAGGCCUACGAGUGCAGCAAGGGCCAGGAAGCCGUAACUGACAGCCCCAGUCUGCAACUCCAUCAGCAGGUCCUCUUAGGAAAAAAAUCCCUUGUUUGUAGUACACAUGAGGACACCAGGCAUAGCUCCAGUGUCCCCAUUCAACAAGAUACUCAUCCAGGGAAAAAGCGCUACUGGUGUCAGGAGUGUGGCAAGGGUUUCAGUCAGAGCUCAAAUCUUCAGACUCACCGGAGAGUGCACACAGGAGAGAAGCCCUACCAGUGCAACACCUGUGGGAAAGGCUUCAGCCGCAAGUGGGAUCUCAAAAUCCACAGCAGAGUGCACACCGGAGAAAAACCGUAUAAAUGUAAGGUGUGUGGGAAGGGCUUCACAAAGUGGGAGCACCGCCAGAUCCACGAGAGAACUCACACAGGGGAGAGGCCAUAUAAGUGUGGAGACUGCGGCAAACUCUUCAGCUGUAGCUCAAAUCUUCAUGCCCAUCAAAGAUUCCACACUGGAGAGAAACCGUACAAAUGUGACGAGUGUGGGAAGUGUUUUAGCUUGAGUUGGCACCUUCACAGCCAUCAGCGGGUCCACACAGGAGAGAAGCCAUAUAAAUGUGAAGAGUGCAGGAAGGGUUUCAGUUCCUUCUCAACCUUCCAUAGACACCAGGGGGUCCAUACAGGACACAGACCAUUUCACUGUAAUGUGUGUGGGAAGGGCUUUAGUGGGAGCUCAGAUUUUCAAGCCCACCAGAGAGUUCACACUGGGGAAAAACCAUACAGAUGUGAAGUGUGUGGGAAGCACUUUAGAAGUACCUCAAAUCUUCACACCCAUCAGAGAGUUCACACUGGAGAAAAACCAUACAUAUGUGAUAUAUGUGGGAAGUGCUUCAGAAGUACCUCUAACCUUCACUCCCAUCAUAGAAUCCAUAUGAAAGAGAAACCUUAUAAAUGCGAGGAAUGUGGGAAAGGCUUUAGUCACGCCUCAGCUCUACAGGCUCAUCAGAGUGUCCACACUGGUGAGAAGCCCUUCAAAUGUGACACGUGCGGAAAAGCCUUCACUCAGAGGUCCAAUCUCCAAGUCCAUCAGAUCAUUCACACCGGAGAGAAGCCAUUCAAGUGUGAGGAGUGUGGGAAGGAAUUCAGAUGGAGUGCAGGGCUUAGUGCUCACCGGAGGGUCCACACAGGAGUGAAAGCCUACACAUGUCAGCAGUGUGGAAAAGGCUACAAUAAUGCCUCAUACUUCCAGAAGCACCAGAGGAUCCACACUGGGUAGUGGCCCAAAAUCUGCAGCAUCUGCUCUAGCUUCAGUCAGAGAUCACAUCUCAUCUACCACCAGAGGGUCCACACUGCAGGGAAUCUCUAGGUUUGUUCUGCUGUCAGGUGGACCCCAUGGUGCUGAGUGACAAGAGCUCCCCAAAAAUCCAGAGGCUUCUGGAGGCUUCAUGGGGGACUGUAUUUGAGUUAUUUUGUCUUCAAAUCAUUUCCUACUGGCCUCAUUAUGCAAAGGGAGGACAGUAUUUUAGAAUAGAUCUUCUUAGCAUACAAAGUAAAAAAGUAAAGACAUAAAAAGGGUGUAGUAGCAAAUAAAAAUCAGUGUUGGGCUAUAUAAAAUUUAUUAUUUGCCCUAUGAUUAUCAUGACGGUAUUAUCUAGCCCUGCUAACACAAAUAAUAAGAUAGAGACACCUGUUAGAUUUUAUAAUUGCCUUAUUUACCCUGGGCCAGGCAGAUAUUUUUACCUGCACUGGCUGUCUCAGUAACCUCACCAUUCAUCUCCCAGCAUGCAUCCACCCUUAACCAUCCUUAUCUAGUCUACCUUCUAUCCAUAAUUCCGUGGUACUUGCUUACAUUCUUUGUCAAGCCUUUCCACACCAUCCUUGGAGUCCUUUCUCCAGUCCCACGUGGUUCCUUCUCCAUCAUGGCUUCCUCCUCCCGCCUCUUCCCAUCUAUCAGUUUCCUGUGAUUCCCUCUCUUCAAAAGUCCAGGAACCUUAGCCAUGCCUGCCCCAUUCUGCCCUGCCCAGGUAUAGGCCUUUAACCAAUCAGGUAUAAUGUUUUAGUUUAUAAAACAAGGAUAGGUGGAACCAGAUCUUCAGGGCCAGCAUCUGACCAACCUCCAACAAAAGGACUUUGAAUUUUAUUAUAACAGGAAGAAUUUUCAGUGGUCAGGAACAGAGCCAACAAUAAUCAAAGUGCUUCAUAGUAAUGCUGAGAUUAUGUCAUGAGUAAUCAAUGUUGAUGGGCAAUGAGUUUGUAGCAACUAUUUGGAGAAAUUAACAAAUAUAACCAAACUCCAUUACUUUCAGAGAGUGUCCCAAAAGGUACCCAAAGAAAUGAAAUUUGUCAAAUGGAUGUUUUUCAUUUUGCAGAGUUUGGAAAAUUAAAAUAUAUGCACGAUACAAUAGACAAAAUAUUCAGGAUUUCAAUGGGCAACUGCUUUAUGUUCUAAAGAACUGAUUUUGUUAUUACACAUUUCUUGGAAGUUAUAGCAAUUUUGGGGCUAUCUGUACAGAUUAAAACACAAUACUCCUCCUAUGUCUCUAGUAAAAAUAAGCAGGGUUUUUUGCAUAUCAAUAUAAAGCAUAUCACAGUACACCACACAUUGCUGCAGGACAAGUAAUUAUAGAGAGGUCAAAUACUUUAAAAGAGAUGCUUAACAAACAGGUGUAACAAAAACUUCCAGGGAUAGAUUACAUUAUGCUUUAUUAACUUUAAUUUCUUAAAUGCUAAAUGAGAAAAUAUAGUUGCUGAGAGACAAUGGAUUAUAGAAAAACUACAGAACUAAAUCAGCGUGUUCAUGUUAAGGGUGUCAUACUUCACAAUAGACAGGAAAUGUGUUACAUUUGGGGAGAGGUUUUGUAUUUGUAUCAACAGGAGAAAAAAAAACUGGAUUCCAUCGUAAUGUAUGAAACACAGAUUUGACCUGAAGAGUCCCUCUGAAGGUCUUGGCUGCUGUCAUGAAGGAUGAAACCAAGAGGACCAACAGGUAACACAUAUUGGUGAUCCCUCUGUAAGGCAACAGUUUGGAGACUGAGACAUGAAAAUGUCUCCAGCUUGAACUUUAGCUCUGCAUAGCCUGUAAAUCUUGUUGGCUUCUAAAUUCUUUCAUAUGACAUGGAAGAAAAUUUAUUACAGUUUGUUUAUCAUGGUGGUUUGAAUAGGUUUGGCUCCCAUAGACUCAUGAUUGAAUGUUGGACCCAUGGGGAGUGGCACUAUUAGGAGGUAUGGACUUUUUGGAGGAAGGGUGUCACUGUAUGGAUUGGCUUUGAGGUCUCCCAUGUUCCUGCACUGGGCAGAAAAGUGCCCUUCUACUGCCUGCGGAUCAAGAUGUGGAAUUCUCAGUUCCUUCUCCAGCACCCUGUCUGCCUGCACACUGCCAUGCUCUCUGUCAUGAUAAUGGAUGAACCUCUGAAAAUCCAGCUCCAAUUAAAUGUUUUAUGAGA
This is a messenger RNA of Meriones unguiculatus (Mongolian gerbil), 7000 nucleotides long. RefSeq lists its product as uncharacterized. The record is from RefSeq and is a predicted model, not a curated record. NCBI's taxonomy places the organism in Eukaryota, Metazoa, Chordata, Mammalia, Rodentia, Muridae. Gene Ontology annotation, biological process: regulation of DNA-templated transcription.